AUGGAAUCACAGCGAGUUGGGGGGCUGCAGAGGCUCCAGCCCAAAUGUAUCAGGUCUCAUCUCAGUGGGGAGGCCGAGGAGGCCAUCUUUUUCAGGACUGGCUCCUGGGAGGGUGAUGUGGGUGCAGAUCAGGAGCACCCCAUCAUUGCCAGCAUUCUUUGGACGAAGCCCACUGAAUUCCUGGACAAGAAAGGCAGGACGGUCAUACUCUUCACUGAGAAAUACCCUAAAGAUACCCAGGAGGAAGGGCAAGGCAGGAGGCUGAGUCACUGCUCACUUAACUUCGCCAUCCAGCGGCACCCCUACUUCCGGAAGCUGUUUAAUCUCUCCACCCCAGUGCUGCUGUGGGGGGGUCCCUUCGGCCGGGAGCUCUGGGGCAGCCUGAGCCAGCACAAAGCCCCUUAUGGCUGGCAGGGCCUCUCCUUCCAAGCCAUCACCUCCACCCUGAAGCUUCUCAACAACUCAGAUAGCGCGGAGCUGUUUGCUGCCUCCAAGGAGCCACUUCCAGACUGCAUCCGGUGUGCUGUGGUGGGCAACGGAGGUAUCCUGAACGGUUCCCGCCAGGGUCAGAACAUUGAUGCCCAUGACUACGUGUUCAGACUCAAUGGUGCUGUGAUCAAAGGCUUCGAGGAGGAUGUGGGCACCAAGACUUCCUUCUACGGGUUCACUGUGAACACAAUGAAGAACUCCCUCAUCGCCUACAAGCACUUGGGCUUUACCUCUGUACCACAAAGACAGGACCUGCGUUAUAUCUUCAUCCCCUCAGACAUCCGUGACUACUUGAUGCUGAGAUCCGCCCUUCUGGGCGUGCCCGUCCCUGAAGGCGAAGAUCAAGGGGACAGGCCUCAGACCUAUUUUGGACCAAAAGCCUCUGCCGGUAAAUUCAAGAUCCUUCAUCCAGUAUUCAUCCGCUACCUGAGAGAAAGGUUUCUGAAAUCAAAAUUGAUUAACACAAAUUUUCGAGACCUGUAUAUGCCCAGCACUGGGGCUCUCAUGCUACUGACAGCUUUGCAUACCUGUGAUCAGGUUAGUGCCUACGGAUUCAUCACAAGGAACUUCCAGAAUUUUUCUGAACACUAUUUCGACAGGACAAAGCAGCCACUGAAAUUCUACGCAAAUCACGACCUGCUUCUAGAAGCCGUGCUCUGGCGGAACCUGCACGACGCUGGCAUCAUCCGGCUGUACCAGCGCUGA
This is a messenger RNA of Elephantulus edwardii (Cape elephant shrew), 1194 nucleotides long. It is a transcript of the gene ST6GALNAC2, whose product is annotated as ST6 (alpha-N-acetyl-neuraminyl-2,3-beta-galactosyl-1,3)-N-acetylgalactosaminide alpha-2,6-sialyltransferase 2. Gene Ontology annotation, molecular function: sialyltransferase activity. The record is from RefSeq and is a predicted model, not a curated record. The transcript has 10 exons. Bases 1 to 1194 code for a protein of 397 amino acids. NCBI's taxonomy places the organism in Eukaryota, Metazoa, Chordata, Mammalia, Macroscelidea, Macroscelididae.